Molecule: messenger RNA, 2397 nt
Organism: Ectocarpus sp. CCAP 1310/34
Lineage: Eukaryota; Phaeophyceae; Ectocarpales; Ectocarpaceae
Source: the annotation of a GenBank genome assembly
AUGAUACCAGGCCGGGGAUCCAAGGAAGGCUCCCCAUGUAUUGUUGCCGUUUGUCUUGAUCUGGCCAAUGUUGUGCCGAGCUGCAUCAGGCGGCUGCUGGAUAACUGCAGUAGUGGUGGGGCUACUUCAACCGUUUUGCUUCUCGCCGCCACCUUCGUGCUGUAUGCAUACCUUUCUUUCCUGAGGCGGUCUUCGCAGGGGUCAACUCCAGGAUUCCGUCGGCUGCGUUCCAAACCGGCUGGGGUCGGCAAGGAGGGCAAGAAUUGGGAAAACGUGGUCACGGGAGGAGGCAAGGAUGAGGGAGGGGUACAGGUCACGUGGUUGGGCUCGCGCGAACUCCGGGUGCUGGAAGCUUGGGCAGACACGCUGUUGCCGGGGUUCGACGUUGAUCACAAGGAGGCUGCCGAUGCUAUUGUCGAGCAGGUGGUUGCCAUGGUCCGUGCAAACAUGUUCCGAAAAGAAGUCGGCCCGAGGGAACGGGGCAAAACGACAUCUAGUAGAGGAGGAAGAGGAGGAGGGGGAGUCCUGGCCUGGAAGAGGCCUAACGUUAACUCCCGCAUUCAAGAACAACUUCCCGUGAAGGUGGAGGCGUACACGCGAACGCUCGUUCGUCGUUGCUUAGCGAUGCACGGCCGCUCGGGAUCUGAUGUCGGCGUGGCGAUUCUCCUUGCCCAGGCCUUCGAGAUCAACAUUUCGGAAGAAGAGCGCUUAGGCCUUCGAGUGCUGUUUCGGAUGCUCAGCACCCGGCUGGGGGCGUUCAUCCUCACGGGGAGGGCGGUGCCCUUUCACUCCCAGAGCCUCGCUGCGCGACAUGGCGUGCUGAAGAGGUGGUCGGUGUCGCGAAUACGGCCGUUGCGUGAUGCUUUCCAAGGAGUCAAGCGGCUCACGUGCUCUCUGUUCUUCAGCGCACAUCCGGAGGUGCACCGUAAACCCUCUCACCCGGAGGAAUCGGGGGCGGAGUGGACAGCGGCGCUAGCCAAGAUCAAGACCAACCCUAACUGGAUCGACAUCCGGUACGACCCGCAACACCACCGUUUCGCUCGGAACGAGAUCCCUGUAUUAUCGUCGACGGGGCAACGCCUCAAUCCGAUUGGCGCAGCUGCCGCGAGGCCCGGACUGUGGUCAGGAGCAAAGGUGAAGGAAAGGGUCUCCCUGACGGCGAGGGCGGCGGCAGCAGUGGCGUCCACGACUCCUCGUCCAUCGAGGUCAUCAUCAGCGAACAGCCACAGCAACCCCCCAUCUCCCGCGUCAUCCCUACCACCUUCAUUCCCGGCAACGGCAGCGGCGGCACCACCAUCGCGGGUACCAGCGCCUGAAGACGUUCUCCCCAAGUUUUUUACCCGCCCCCGAAGCAAGAGCAGCGGCAGCGCGGCCGCCACAGCCGGUGCCUUCUUGCCCUCGUCUGGCACCACCAGCGGCAGGGCAAGUGCUGUUCCGAUACCACCACAUGAACCCCUGCCGCAGCAGCUCACGGUUGACGUGGUGGUCGUCGGGUCGGGGGCGGGCGGUGGGUGCGCGGCUGGCGCGCUGGCCGCACGAGGCUUGAGGGUGGCGGUUUUGGAGAAAGGGGGACUCUACGGCGCACCAGACUUUGCCGGGUUUUCCGAAAUGGAGGCGUACAAGGACAUGUAUGAGGGCCAGGGUGUAUUGGCAACAGAAGGCGGAGCUGUGGUCAUUCUUGCAGGGUCCUGCGUCGGAGGGGGCACAACAGUGAACUGGGCGGCCAGCUUCCGCACCCCUAGGCACGUGAGGUUAGAGUGGUCGCGGAAGCUGGGCUUGAAGAGCUUCGAACCAGGUGGACCCCUCGAUAACGCCCUGGAUGCCGUGUGUUCGAGACUGGGGGUCAACAUCGGGAAUUCGCACCGGGCCCCGGGUUUUCCAGUGCCAAACGCCUCCUUGAGGGUAAAUCAGCACCAGUCCAGCCUCUGGAACGGCGCCGCAGCGUCCGGUCGCGUGCCGAGGGCGGUUCCCACCAACACAAAAGAAUGCGUCGACUGCGGAAGCUGCUUGCAUGGUUGUGCGUACGGCAGCAAGCAAUCAACACACGUUGAGCGAGUGCUCAUGGAUGCUGGCAGGGCUACCGGAGUCGAGGCCGUAGUCACUCCACAUGGAGGUGGAAAGGCUGCUCCCCUGACGGUGCGGGCGCGGGCGGUGGUCGUCUCAGGCGGCGCAAUCAACACUCCGGCUAUCCUUCUCCGCUCCGGCCUUAAGCACCCUAUGAUAGGCCGCCACCUGUGUUUGCAUCCCGUCCUCGCUGUCGGAGGCGUUUUUCCUGAGGACUACGACGGCGGGCAUGGAGCCGGGGAGGACGACCCGAAACGUUCCACGGGCGGCUCGAUGGCAGUAGCGGCGGGUACCGCGGGAAAGCAGGCGCGAUUUACUGCCUUGUUUUUGUAG